Molecule: messenger RNA, 1144 nt
Organism: Rhizopus microsporus ATCC 52813
Lineage: Eukaryota; Fungi; Mucoromycota; Mucoromycetes; Mucorales; Rhizopodaceae
Exons: 4
Coding region: 293-1081 (262 amino acids)
Source: RefSeq, a predicted model, not a curated record
GCGUUUCAAUUGGUGUAUAUGUUGUCAUGGUAAAAAAAAAAAAUGUGUAAAAUGGUUACGCAAACAAUAUUUUACACGAUUUCCAAAGAGGUAUUUGUUAAUACAGGCACGCGGUGCAUGUGAUUGGUCCUCCUUAGAGAAUGCAGUAAACUCUUAGAACAUAAUCAAUAGAGCCCUUCAGGGGACCAAUCUCGAUUAAUAGUUACAAGGUUAACUUACAAUAACAAUGUUUGUCUUUAGAAAAUAUCAAAGAACGGAGCCUUAAAGCACUGUUGUUUUUUUUCUUUACAAAAUGACAACAUUGCAUAUCGAUAAGGAAGAAUCAGACAUUUUCCUCUUGAACCGAAAGAAACGUGAAUCAGAGAGCGAAUUAGAGAAACUACAUAAAGAAACAAUACCUGAUAUUCCUCUGAGUAAAGCACUUCAUUUACUAGCCAAUGUUCAUGGAAAAGUGUUUGACAAAGCUAUUUCAACCAUUCGACAAUCAAGUCCAUUAGAACUUUCUGUAAAAGUAGGAGAGUCACCUACCAUCAAGGCUUUGCUAUCAAUAGAAAGAUAUCUUGAAACCAACAAGUUUAAGCAUGUCUAUGAACCUUUGAAAGAAAAGUUUUUAAAGCGUAGCCAUCAACAUGAAUCAUCCAUGAGAAUCAUUGGUUAUUUUCUGCUUUAUUCAACAAAGCAUCAAUCUACAGCAAGAGAAUUCAUUUAUCAAGAGCUAUUGAAUGAUAAUAAACGUGAUCAACUAGCAGCAGUAAUACUGCUACAGUUUCUUUACGCGAAAUAUAUCAUAAAAGAAGAUCAUGCUGAUUUUGUGUAUACACUUGUGCCUCUUUUUGUGCAAGUGACUGAAAAACACAGUGCAUCACCUACUCUACUUUCAUGUUCUGCGUACGAGUUAUCCCUUAAUUGUUGUUGGUAUACCUACGAUCGUCUAAGACGACCUAGGGCCAAAGAAGAUAAAGCAAUAGUAGAAGUUGAAUCCUUGAAUGUGGACCAGCAAUUAGAUGACAUGCUUUGUCAAACAAAGAAGCUGAUUGACAUAUUGCAAAGAGUAAUAAAAAGGGGGGAGAGGAAGGCAUGAAUUCUUUGAUAGCUAAACCUCUAUUUAUCUGAUGAAUUAGUGGCAUACAAUGAAAGAUGAGGC